Gekko japonicus is the source of this 3251-nucleotide messenger RNA. RefSeq names its product VPS16, CORVET/HOPS core subunit (gene VPS16). Gene Ontology annotation, cellular component: endosome; lysosomal membrane; HOPS complex. The transcript has 22 exons. Lineage: Eukaryota; Metazoa; Chordata; Lepidosauria; Squamata; Gekkonidae. Gene Ontology annotation, biological process: endosomal transport; intracellular protein transport; vacuole fusion, non-autophagic. Gene Ontology annotation, molecular function: actin binding. The record is from RefSeq and is a predicted model, not a curated record. The annotation marks the transcript as partial.
GAAACUGGAUCUCUACUCCAUGGUCUGGGAUGUGAGAGAGGAAAGCCUGCGGGAGUGUUUGGUAGCCGCUGCACCUUACGGGGGACCCAUUGCCCUGCUGAAACCCAAGAAAGACAAAUCGCCCGGUGCCCGGCCGGAGCUGCACAUCUAUUCUGCUUCGGGGGUCCGCUUGGCCAGCACUCUGUGGAAGAACUGUCCGGCGGUGCAUCUGGGUUGGACGGCCAGUGAAGAUCUCCUCUGUAUUCAGGAAGAUGGCUCGGUUCUCGUCUACAGUAUCUUCUGCGAGUUCAAGCGCUGCUUCCGAAUGGGCAAUGAGGUGCUGCAGAACCACGUGGUGGAGGCCAAAGUCUUCCACACAGAGUACGGGACCGGGGUGGCCAUCCUCACGGGGGCAAACAGGUUCAUCCUGGCCACCAACGUUGACGAUUUGAAGCUCCGGAGGAUGCCUGAAGUGCCCGGCCUCCAGAAGCCCCCCUCCUGCUGGGCCGUCCUGUGCCAAGACAGAGUGACUAUCCUCCUCCUGGCGAUUGGCCAAGACCUGCUCCUGCUGGACAAUACGACCUGCUCCACGGUGACCCUCCCGGGGAUGAACCCCCUUGCGGGCUCCUACCUGCGCAUGGCAGUCUCUUUCAACUACCGCUACCUGGCCCUCUUCACCGACACCGGCUACGUCUGGAUGGGAAUGUCCCACUUAAAGGAAAAGCUGUACGACUUCACCUGCAAUCUGCGAACUCCGCCAAAGCAGAUGUUUUGGUGCACCCGGCCUCGAAGCAGGCAGCGGGCGGUGGCCUUGGCCUGGGAUCGGCUUCUCCUGGUGGCCGGGAAUGCCCCGAAGGGGAUCGAAUACCACCUAGACGAGGAUUCGUACCUGGUGCCGGAGCUCGACGGCGUUCGGAUUUUCUCCUCUUCCACCCACGAAUUCCUCCACGAGAUUCCAGAAUCCACCCAGGAGAUCUUCAAAAUCGCAUCUAUGGCCCCAGGAGCUUUGCUACUGGAAGCCCAAAAGGCAUAUGAGAAAGAGAGCCAGAAGGCCGACGAGUACCUGCGGGAGAUCAGGGAGCAGGAUCUGUUGCCGGAGGCCGUCAGGAAAUGCAUCGAAGCUGCCAGCUAUGAACACGACCCGGAGACCCAAAAAGCUCUCCUUCGGGCAGCCUCCUUUGGGAAAUGCUUCGUCGACAAGUUCCCGCCCGAGAGCUUUGUGGAGUCGUGUCGGGACCUGCGGGUGCUCAGCGCCAUCCGGGAUUACCAGAUCGGGAUCCCCCUCAGUUACGCUCAGUACAAACAGCUCACCAUUGAAGUUUUACUGGACAGGUUGGUUCUGCGGAGACUUUACCCCAUCGCGAUCAAGAUCUGCGAGUACCUGCGCCUCUCGGAGUUCCAGGGCAUCAGCCGGAUCCUGGCUCACUGGGCCUGUUACAAGCUGCUGGAGUACGAGCCGCGGUCCGGGAAGCAGGUCCCGCUGCUGCUGAAGAUGACGCGGAGCACCCUGGCGCUGAGCAAAGCCAUCGAGAGCGGAGACACCGACUUGGUUUACACCGUUGUGUUGCAUCUGAAGAACGUACUGAACCGCGGCUCUUUCUUCAUGACCCUGCAAAACCAGCCUGUGGCGCUGAGCCUCUAUCGCCAGUUCUGCAAACACCAAGAGCUGGAUACACUCAAAGACCUCUACAACCAAGACGACGAUCAUCAGGAACUCGGGAACUUCUUUGUCCGCUCCAGCUACACCAAUGAGCAGCGGAUCGAGGGGCGUGUGGCGAGCCUGAUGAAUGCCGUGGACGAAUAUUACAAAGCCAAGAAUGAGUUUGCUGCCAAGGCCACCGAAGACCAGGUCAAGCUGCUGCGGUUCCAGCACCGCAUGCAGAAGGAGGAGGACCGGCCGUACCUGGACUACUCCCUCCACGACACCGUCUACAAGCUCAUCCUGGACAAGAACCACAAGAAGGCCGAGCAGCUCUACCGCGACUUCAAGAUCCCCGACAAACGGUUCUGGUGGCUGAAGGUCAGCGCCUUGGCUGAGCGGGAAGACUGGGACGAACUGGAAAAGUUCUCCAAGUGUAAGAAGUCGCCCAUCGGAUAUAUGCCCUUCGUUGAGAUCUGCAUGAAGCACCACAACCGCCACGAGGCCAAGAAGUACACCCUCCGCGUCGCCCCAGAGCAGAGGGUGAAAGCCUUGAUCUUGGUGGGGGAUCUGGGCCAGGCGGCCGACGCAGCCAUCGAACACAAGAACGAGAACGAGAUGAACCUCGUCCUGUCCAAGUGCACGGCGAUCACCGACUCCUCCGUCGCCAACAAGAUCAACUGCGCCAAGGCUCAGAUUCUGAAGAAGUAGCACGCGACCUUCCCGUCCGUGUUUCCCGGCCCCACCGGCCCCCUCCCGGCUCUUGUUAGAUUGGGGGGUGGGACUCCCCCGGGGGUGGGAUUUUUGCAUGUGGGAUGGAAGCCAACAGGUGGCCCGUUCUGAGCACAGCCUUUACUCUGGCGUAGAUCCUGGCCUCGCUUUUUUGUUCCUGCCGGGGGUUGCAGGGGUGCCGGGAAAGGGGAGGCGCCCUUGGCUGCGCUUGGAACCCGCCAGGCCCCCCCUCCCAUAAUCCCUAUCAAUUUGGUAUUGUGCAUUUGUGUUGCUAAAGGAGGACAGCUCUCUCUCUCUCUCUCUCUCUCUCUGUGUAAAUGAUGCUCCACACUCUUCUCCCAGCAUUUCCCCGCACAUUGUUCGUGUGUCCCCCACUUGCAGGACCCCCAGAAGGCAGCCUCCAGCUCAUCCUACUGCCCUUCGGCCUCUCCCUUCCAUCCCAGACAGGGCGCAGCUAUCCAGGUCUCCCCCCGCCCCUUUUCCUGGAGAGCACGGCCCAUCCCCCCCCCCUUGCUGGUUGCUUCCUCUUCAGCCUGGUCUCACCCCCCCCCACUCCCCAAACCAAAAGGCUUUAAUUGCCCCGAGCCAUUGCCGAAACCCAGGCUGGUGAAAUAACCGCCCUGCCAAGGCGGUAGAGGCGCAUCAUGGCAAGGUGAGGGACGAGGGGCCCACAGGCAGGCAGGGACCACGCUUGGCGAAUUGGGGAGGCCCUGGAUCCAAACCGGGGUGGAGCUUCGUGGUUCCGGGCUGUCCCCGGUGAUUUUGGUUGUGUCUCUUUUUUAUUUUUGUUUCGACUGGUGCGCUCGGCAGUUGCACCGGGAAAUAAAGAGAGCUUCUUGGAAGCCUUGCCGGCUAAUGUACAAGCCUUCCUCGCGACUGCUUUCUCUACCUCGCCACCCCC